GAAGAAGAAAACUUCCGCCCCAGUGCUACCUCUGAACAGCAAGCAGUGAGCACAUUUUUUCCAAAAUGAUCAACAAAUUUUCCACAAAGUUUUGAACCGAUAAAACCAUCGACAAAACCGACAGUCCCCAGUGUUGGAAAUGUGUGAAAAGCCGACAGAAGAGUACACGGAGGAGCUACUUUGUGGAAAAAAAGAGAUGGAGCUACACCAACUAAACAUGGAGCCACGAGUUGUUUUACAGCAACUUACAGCUAUUCUCUCAGAUACCGACUGCCCUUCUUCCGACAGCGACGCUUACGAAUAUCGCGACGACGAGGACGACGAGGAUUAUUCUUGUGAUGAAUUCAAGGACGACGACGACGACGAGGAUUAUUCUUACGAUGAAUUUGAUGACGAUGACACCGACGACAAAGACGACAGUUGUCUGUGUCCUCAGUGCGGGAAAACUUUUAAAACCGUAUCUCUGAAGCGUCACAUGAAAACGCACGCCGCAGAGAAAGAUUUCAUCUGCUCGGUUUGCGGUAUGCAAAUGGUUUCCAAGAGCAAUUUAAAACGCCACACACUCACACACACAGGCGAAAAACCCGUUCUCUGUUCAGAGUGCGGUAAGCGCUUCGCUACUGAAGUCUGUUUAAAAAAGCACAUGAGAACACACACCGGCGAGAAACCGCACGAAUGUUUUGUUUGCCAUAGAAGAUUUGGCAUUAAACAACUUCUGAAAAACCACAUGAGAACGCACACCGGGGAGAAGCCAUACGCUUGCCAACUUUGCGGUAAACGAUUCGCGAUCCAAAGCGGUUUAAAUAAACACCAAAAAGUGCACAGUGGGGAGAAACCGUUUUACUGCGCAGCUUGUGGUAGAAGUUACACUAGAAAAGUGUAUUUCACAAACCACUCGUGUCAAGGGACUGACGGAAAAGCAAAGUUGAACGGGAAAUUUUGAGAUUUUUUGAGACGAUUCAUAGUCGAAGCUCUGGAAAAUACGGUGCCGACUCUGGUAAAUUGUAAAACUGUGUAAUGAUCAGUGUUGUCACUAAUGCUUUACUGUAAUGUGAAUGAUUAUAGUUUCUGCCUGAUUAUAAGACGACCCCCUCUUUUUCAAGACUCAAGUUUGGAAAAAAAGACUGAACAAUAAAGUGCAAUCACAUUUGUAAAUGAAUGGCUUCUGGUUUUUGAAAUAUAAAUAAACCAAUCUACUGUGAUAAAACAACAAAAUUGCAAUAGUUAUUGCAACUGCAUUAACCAUCAAAGUGAAGUCUAACUGUAAUUGUAGUCUUGAAACAAAUCUGAAUAAGGAAAAACAUUGCAAUAAAAUCAUGCAAACUGGUUAAACUUGAGAGUAGCUGAGAUCUGUCAUGACAGAACAUUACUCAAGUUCAGCAUUCGCUUUAAUGAUAUCUGGCGCCAUCUAGCAUCUUGAAUGGGUAUAACGUCUGGACUGCGAAUAUAAGACGACCCCCACUUUUUCAGUCUUAUUUCAAUGCAAAAAACACCAAACACAGUCUUGUAUUCGGGCCGAUAGGGUACUUUCUUUCAGUAACGUGUAACGCUUUCAUUUUUCCAAACUAGUAAUCUGAUUAAAGUUGGUUUGCGUUAUUUAGGGCCUGAGCACCAACUGGGAGAGACAAUGACGACCAAAAUUGGUAUUUGCCAUGUGGCAAAAUGGAUUUCUGCAUGUGGCAAAAUGGAUUUUGGCAUGUAUUUUUUUUUGCCAUGUGGCAAAAUGGAUUUUGGCA
Corythoichthys intestinalis (scribbled pipefish) is the source of this 1736-nucleotide messenger RNA. Its product is annotated as gastrula zinc finger protein XlCGF62.1-like. The record is from RefSeq and is a predicted model, not a curated record. Bases 140 to 943 code for a protein of 267 amino acids. Gene Ontology annotation, cellular component: nucleus. Gene Ontology annotation, biological process: regulation of gene expression. The transcript is spliced from 3 exons. Lineage: Eukaryota; Metazoa; Chordata; Actinopteri; Syngnathiformes; Syngnathidae.